AUGGAUGAUAGCGCUUUGCGAAGCAAGUACCGAAUACAGUGCUUGAUGGCCGACGGUUGCCACGAAGACCGCCCCCCUAAUGCAUGGCUACAGCUUAAGGUUACCCGCAAAUCGGAGUCGGACGACGCCCCGCAGUGCCGUCAGUGGGCAACAGAGGAAGUUGUCCGAAAUGUUCGAGUGACAGCAAACGAAAUGAGUCAAUAUCAAUGCCGCGCUAACUCAAUCCAUCGUUUAUUCACAGGAGCAAACGAAACGUUGUCAGAUUUGUUCUUUAACGGCGUAGAAGACGUUCUCUGCCCGCAUACUGGUGGCUACAGACACAGCGUGCAAACACCGGCCUUUUCGAUUCAAAGGCAUUUGCCAGUGCCUGAGGCGCUUCAACAGCCAAGCGAUGAACAAAGACCGCAGCUGCGUGUUGUGCCUGCGAUCGCGUUCAACCCAUGA
This is a messenger RNA of Soboliphyme baturini, 444 nucleotides long. Lineage: Eukaryota; Metazoa; Nematoda; Enoplea; Dioctophymatida; Soboliphymatidae. The record is from the annotation of a GenBank genome assembly.